This is a messenger RNA of Lottia gigantea (owl limpet), 210 nucleotides long. RefSeq lists its product as hypothetical. The record is from RefSeq and is a predicted model, not a curated record. The transcript has a single exon. Bases 1 to 210 code for a protein of 69 amino acids. NCBI's taxonomy places the organism in Eukaryota, Metazoa, Mollusca, Gastropoda, Lottiidae.
AUGAUUUACCAUUCAGGUCCUAAAAAAAUUAUUUUUUUUAUUUAUUUGAAUCUCAAAACAUUAUUCAGGUCUCAAAACAAUGAUUUAUCAUUCAGGUCUCGAAACAAUGAUUUAUCAUACAGGUCUCGAAACAAUGACUUAUCAUUUAGGUCUCGAAACAAUGAUUUAUCAUACAGGUCUCGAAACAAUGAUUUAUCAUUCAGGUCUUGA